Mytilus californianus (California mussel) is the source of this 5783-nucleotide messenger RNA. RefSeq lists its product as uncharacterized. NCBI's taxonomy places the organism in Eukaryota, Metazoa, Mollusca, Bivalvia, Mytilida, Mytilidae. Bases 55 to 1506 code for a protein of 483 amino acids. The record is from RefSeq and is a predicted model, not a curated record. The transcript has 10 exons.
CAUGUAUGUCCUCAGGUUGAUGUUCUGUUGAGGGAUACAUGUGGUAAGGUUUACAUGUAUGUCCUUCAGGUUGAUGUUCUGUUGAGAGAUACAUGUGGUAAGGUUUACAUGUUGGUCCUUCAGGUUGAUGUUCUGUUGAGAGAUACAUGUGGUAAGGUUUACAUGUAUUUCCUUCAGGUUGAUGUUCUGUUGAGAGAUACAUGUGGUAAGGUUUACAUGUUGGUCCUUCAGGUUGAUGUUCUGUUGAGGGAUACAUGUGGUAAGGUUUACAUGUUGGUCCUUCAGGUUGAUGUUCUGUUGAGAGAUACAUGUGGUAAGGUUUACAUGUAUGUCCUUCAGGUUGAUGUUCUGUUGAGAGAUACAUGUGGUAAGGUUUACAUGUUGGUCCUUCAGGUUGAUGUUCUGUUGAGGGAUACGUGUGGUAAGGUUUACAUGUUGGUCCUUCAGGUUGAUGUUCUGUUGAGGGAUACGUGUGGUAAGGUUUACAUGUUGGUCCUUCAGGUUGAUGUUCUGUUGAGGGAUACGUGUGGUAAGGUUUACAUGUAUGUCCUUCAGGUUGAUGUUCUGUUGAGGGAUACAUGUGGUAAGGUUUACAUGUUGGUCCUUCAGGUUGAUGUUCUGUUGAGGGAUACGUGUGGUAAGGUUUACAUGUUGGUCCUUCAGGUUGAUGUUCUGUUGAGAGAUACAUGUGGUAAGGUUUACAUGUUGGUCCUUCAGGUUGAUGUUCUGUUGAGGGAUACAUGUGGUAAGGUUUACAUGUUGGUCCUUCAGGUUGAUGUUCUGUUGAGGGAUACAUGUGGUAAGGUUUACAUGUUGGUCCUUCAGGUUGAUGUUCUGUUGAGGGAUACAUGUGGUAAGGUUUACAUGUUGGUCCUUCAGGUUGAUGUUCUGUUGAGGGAUACGUGUGGUAAGGUUUACAUGUUGGUCCUUCAGGUUGAUGUUCUGUUGAGGGAUACGUGUGGUAAGGUUUACAUGUAUGUCCUUCAGGUUGAUGUUCUGUUGAGGGAUACAUGUGGUAAGGUUUACAUGUUGGUCCUUCAGGUUGAUGUUCUGUUGAGGGAUACAUGUGGUAAGGUUUACAUGUUGGUCCCUCAGGUUGAUGUUCUGUUGAGGGAUACAUGUGGUAAGGUUUACAUGUUGGUCCUUCAGGUUGAUGUUCUGUUGAGGGAUACAUGUGGUAAGGUUUACAUGUAUGUCCUUCAGGUUGAUGUUCUGUUGAGGGAUACGUGUGGUAAGGUUUACAUGUUGGUCCUUCAGGUUGAUGUUCUGUUGAGGGAUACGUGUGGUAAGGUUUACAUGUUGGUCCUUCAGGUUGAUGUUCUGUUGAGGGAUACGUGUGGUAAGGUUUACAUGUUGGUCCUUCAGGUUGAUGUUCUGUUGAGGGAUACAUGUGGUAAGGUUUACAUGUAUGUCCUUCAGGUUGAUGUUCUGUUGAGAGAUACAUGUGGUAAGGUUUACAUGUUGGUCCUUCAGGUUGAUGUUCUGUUGAGAGAUACAUGUGGUUAGGUUUACAUGUUGGUCCUUCAGGUUGAUGUUCCCUUGAGGGAUACGUGUGGUAAGGUUUACAUGUUGGUCCUUCAGGUUGAUGUUCCCUUGAGGGAUACGUGUGGUAAGGUUUACAUGUUGGUCCUUCAGGUUGAUGUUCCCUUGAGGGAUACGUGUGGUAAGGUUUACAUGUUUGUCCUUUAAAUUGAUGUAAUAAAAAGAGGACAGUACACAUGAAGUGGUUCUGUUCAAAAUCACCCUUGCUGAUGCAGAGUGAAUUUUAGGCCAACACAGGGACUGCGGGUGAUGUAGAGUGAUUGCACUCUGAUCAUUUAUGACCUUGUCUUAUACAUUUGAUUGCAUGCACAUAAAUAUAUUUUAGAUAUGUUAGAGUGAAUCAUCCACAAUCAACAGCAUUUAUCAUGAAAAAUCACGAUCAAGAUGAAUUUUUAACUACAUCACUUUGUGCACUGAGUGUUCCAUAUCACUGGCUUGAUUUAUUAACCUUCUGGAAAGUUACAUUAUUAAAGAGAAAGCUGAAUGAAAAAGUCAUGGAGGUCAUGGAUUUUACCUUCAGAUGAGAGGUCAUGGAUCUUACCUGGACAAAUCAAAUUGAUCAAAUUUGUGCUAGCAUUUCAUCAAGAAUAUACCUUUUUUCUAAAUCAAAGAAAUUUUUAGAUAUUAAUGCCAGAAAAGCAUAUUCAUAUUUUUUCUAUACCACCAGUGAUCACGAAUGAGCUAUUUAAUGAGUUAACAAAACUUGAUAUAAACAAAGCAUCUGGUAUGGAUAAUAUUGGACCAAAAAUCCUAAGAUUAAGUGCCCCUUUUAUUGCAUCACCUCUCACAUACAUAUUUAACCGAAUGAUAGAUACUGGCAUAUAUCCUUCUUUACUGAAGAAUGCUAAGGUAACACCAGUUUUCAAGGAUGGUGACAAGCUUUUAGCAACAAAUUACAGACCUAUAUCUGUUCUUCCAACUUUAUCAAAAUUAAUAGAAAGACAAGUUUCUAAUAAUAUGUACAAAUACUUAUCUAAACUUAAACUUUUACACCCUACACAAUCUGGUUUCAGGCCGCAGCAUUCUUGUCAAACUGCACUUAUUAAUAUCAUUGACAAAUGGUUGCAAGAAAUGAAUGAUGGUAAUUAAAACCUAGCAAUUUUAUUAGAUUUUAAAAAAGCUUUUGAUUUGGUAGAUCAUGACAUUCUUUGUUUAAAGCUUGAAAUUUAUGGAUUUAGUGAGGCUACUGUUAGUUUUUUUCAAGUCAUACCUGAAUAACAGAAAACAGUAGGUAAACAUUUGUAAUGUUUAUUCUGAACAACAACAUGUAAAAUUUGGUGUCCCCCAAGGUUCUAUACUUGGUCCUCUAUUGUUUGUGCUAUUUAUAAACGAUUUUCCCUUAUGCAUUGAAAAUUGUGAAACAGACCUAUAUGCUGAUGACACCACUCUUCAUAAAUCAGAGAAAAACAUAGAAAAUAUACAUGAUGAUGUUCAAGAAGAUUUAUACAGGGUUGAAGAGUGGUGCAAAAUGAAUAACAUGUUCAUUAAUGCAAAUAAAACAAAAUGUUUGGUUACUGGAACAAAGCAGAAACUAUCAAUUCAGACUUAUCAACCAAACUUGAUAAUAUAUUCAAAAGUAUUACAAAAUUCUUCAUGUGAAAAAUUAUCAGGUGUUAAAAUUGACAGCACACUUAACUGGAGAAAUCAAAUUGACCAAGUUUGUGCUAACAUAUCAUCCAGAAUAUACCUUCUUUCUAAAAUAAAGAAAUUUUUAGAUAUAAAUGCACGGAAAACAUAUUACAAUGGGUAUAUUCUGCCCCUAAUUGACUACUGCUGUAUUAUUUGGGGUGAAUGUAACUAGAGGCUCUCAAGAGCCUGUGUCGCUCACCUGUAUUUACUGAUGCUUUGGAAAUCAUGUAAAAUAAGGUUAAAAUCAUAAUUAAUAGUAUUAGAUAUUAGAUAUUAUAAUGAUAUCUAAGAUAAUAACAAAAAACUGCAAAAUUUUUGUAAAAUUACUAACUCAGGGGAAGCAACCCAACACCGGGUUGUCGGAUUCGUAUGAAAAUUUCAGGGCAGAUAAAUCUAAAUCUGAUGAACAUUUUUGCCACCUGUCAGAUUUACUCUAAAUGCUUUGGUUUCAGAGAUAUAAGCCAAAAUCUACAUUUUACCCCUAUGUUCUAUUUUUAGCCAUCUUGGUUGGUUGGCGGGGUCAUCGGACACAUUUUUUAAACUAGAUACCCUAAUAAUGAUUGUGGCCAAGUUUGGUUAAAUUUGGUCCAGUGGUUUCAGAGGAGAAGAUUUUUGUAAAAAGCUAACGACGACGGACGACGACAACGGACGACGGACGCCAAGUGAUGAGAAAAGCUCACUUGGCCCUUCGGGCCAGGUGAGCUAAAAAUGAAGGGAUAACAAGAAUUUUAAAACUCCAAAAAAGGGCAGCAAGAUUAAUUCUAGAUGCAGAUCCUUUAAUGGGACCUUUAUCCCCCUCAGCCCCCUUAUUUAAAAAACUUGGGUGGAUGACAGUUGACAAUAGAAUAAAAUACCACAAAUAUUUACUUCUAUAUAAAUGUAUGCGUAUGGAACCACCAAUGUACCUAGUUCAAAAGUUUAAACUGAAAUCAGAUAAUAAUCCUUACUCCUUGAGAGGUGUCACUCAAGGUAAUCUGAUAGUUCCUAAGCCAAAAGCUGAGCUAUUUAAGAAAUCUUUUGUUUAUUCUGGAUCAGUGUUAUGGAAUGGACUACCACACAAAAUGCGUAAAGCUCAAAACACUUAUAAUUUUAAACAAAGUAUCAAGAAGUACUUAACACAGUCCUGAUAACAUGGAUAAGAUUAUGUUUUCUACAAUGUAUUUGUAUAUUUUUUUUUUUUUUUUUUUUAUUUGAUUUUUUGACUACAUAUAUAUCAUGUACAUCUUGAACAGCUUUAUAUCUUAUCAUGUUAACAAUAUUACAUUGAACUACUUGACUGUAAAUUAACUAUGUGUAAAUAUCUGUUUUUGAUUGUAUUGUAAUUUGUAUGUGAGGGCCUCAGGUAAGAUUAGUUUAUUGUAACUAACUGAGUUUACCCUCUUUAAAUAAAGAAUUUAUUAUUAUUAUUAUUAUUAUAUUAUAAUGGGUAUAUUCUGCCGCUCAUCAAUUACUGCUGUAUUGUUUGGGGAGAAUAUAAAAAUGAAGUUAUAAUAAAAAUAUUGAAACUUCAAAAAAGAGCAGCAUGAUUAAUUCUUGAUGCAGACCCUUUAUCCCCAUCAGCCCCCUUAUUUAAAGAACUUGGAUGGAUGACAGUAGAAAAUAGAAUCAAAUACCACAAAUAUUUACUGCUAUAUAAAUGUAUGCGGAAAGAAGCACCACAGUACCUACUUCAAAAGUUUCAACUUAUAUCUGUUAAUAAUCCUUAUGCUUUAAGGGGUGUUACUCAAGGUAAUUUGAUAGUUACUAAGCCAAAAACUGAACUGUUUAAAAAAUCUUUUGCUUAUUCUGGAUCAGUUUUAUGGAACGGACUACCAUAUGAAAUGCGUAAAGUGCAAAACAAUUUUUGUUUUAAACAAAUUAUAAAACGAUACUUGAGGCAGUCCCAAUAUUCAGUCUUGAAAUGAUUGCAACUAUUACUUUUUUAGAAUGUAUGAUUUUGAUUUGUAUAUAAUAUCUAUUUACUACAUGCACUCUGUAACUGUUUUAUAUGUUCUAAUGGUACAUGUACACUGAACAAUCAUGAUUAAAUGAUUAUGAACUGACUAUGUGUUAAUAUGUUGUAUGUUUGCUUAUUUUCUCUUAUUAUUAUUUUUUUACUUGUAUUGUAUAUGAGGGCCUCAGGGAAGAUUAGUAAUUGUAACUAACUGUGUUUACCCUCUUUACAUAAAGAAUUUAUUAUUAUUAUCAUUAUUAUUAUUUUUACCUUCAGAUGAGAGGUCAUGCAUGGAUCUUACCUUCAGAUGAGAGGCAAUAGAUCUUACUUUCAGAUGAGAGGCCAUGGAUCUUACCUUCAGAUUAGAGGUCAUGCAUGGAUCUUACCUUCAGAUGAGAGGCCAUGGAUCUUAUCUUCAGAUUAGAGGUCAUGCAUGGAUCUUACCUUCAGAUGAGGCCAUGGAUCUUAUCUUCAGAUGAGAGGUCAUGCAUGGAUCUUACCUUCAGAUGAGAUGCCAUAGAUCUUACCUUCAGAUGAGAGGUCAUGCAUAUAGAUCUUACUUUCAGAUCAGAUGUCAUGGAUCUUACCUUCAGAUGAAAGGACAUGGAUCUUACUUUCAGAUGAGAGGUCAUGGAUCUUACUUUCAGAUGAGAGGUCAUGCAUGGAUCUUACCUUCAGA